GUUGCUUGCAUUUGCAUCAACUGCCUUCCUUUUGUACCGGAUUUAGUGUAGGGACGUCUUAGCAUUUAAUCUGCAUUCAGUACUGUCGUACCGAACCAAGUCAUCUUGGCUUACUGGGUCGUCGCUUGCUCUCUGUUGUUUCUAGAGUGCUACUACUGCAUCAUGCGUGUUACUGGGGGAUAAAUUUGCGGUCUUUUAUGCCCCAAAAGGCGCCAUUUUUCAAUCGCUGUGAUUUCUUGAUGCCCCUCUCUUCUGGACUUGGUUCUCCGAUGGGGGCUGAAAGAUUGAGGCUCCGACGGAGGCUGAAAGAUUGAGGGGAUUGCUCGCCACAACCUGGUCAAUGAUAUGUGCUUUCUAUAAACCAAAUGUUGUCGUGUGAUUUGAUGGAUAAAUCAGAGUGAAGCAACCAAGUGGUUUUCAUCUUCGUUCAGUAUUCAGAUCACCAUCCAACUAUAAGCCCAGUCAGUAUAUUGUGUCUGAGCAAUGGUGCUGGGCCUCCGAACCAAGACGAAGAAGGAUGCCUCCAUCCAUGUAGACUUCAAUAUCUUCAUCCAAGAGAUCAGUCCAUGGCCCCCUUCUGAAUCCCUCAAGUCUUUGCGCUCUGCGGUUCUCUUUUGGGAAAAUGGUGAGCGCAAUUCAGGGAAGACCAACGCUGUUGCACCUUCAAUCGGAUCCGGUUCCACGGCGGGGAAAAUCGAAUUUAAUGAGUUCAUAAGCAUACAGGUGGUCUUUCAGAAGGAUGGGUCAUCCAAGAGUGGGAAGUGGCAGAAGAACUUGCUUGAAUUGAAUUUGUAUGAACCGAGGAGGGAUAAGCUGAAGGGACAACAUUUGGGGACUGCAACACUAGACUUGGCCGAGCAUGCAAUGUUUCAUGAGGACACUGCUAUUCCUGUGCCUCUCAACUCUAAGAGGAGCUUUAAGAAUAAUGCACACCCUAUGGUUUAUCUUCGUGUCCAACCUUUGGAUGGGGAUACAUCAAGCGUUUCCUCAACCUCAAGAGAUGCAUUAUCGAAAGAGGCAUCAGUUGAUAAGGAUUCAAAGGAAUUUAUGUCGGCAACAAUGAGCGAAGAGUACACUGAGGAUGCUGAAUUUGCCUCCUUCACUGAUGAUGAGGAGGAAGCUCCAUAUCCAUACCGUUCGGAUCGAAAUGUGCGUACAGGUAGUGCUAGAUCUCAGGACUCUCUCAAGGGGAAGGAUGUCAGGCUAGUUGGUAAUGAAUUCACCAGCUCAUCAUUGGAUUCCCAGCAUGAAAUCCCAUCUUCCAGUACAAAAGUGAGGAGUGAAGAAGUUGAAAAGCAUCCUAUUCAAAUCCACAAGGCAAGCGUCCAUCCAGGGACUAUGUCUCUUGCAUCAGAUUUUCCUGGCGAACAAUCUCCAUCUAUUCCACCAAACAGUGGUCUCAGAACUGGUCGUAAAAUGUCAUUUGCUUAUGGUACGACUGACUCCAACCAGAAAAACUUUGGUGAAAGAACUUAUAGCACUUUAACUAGUGAUAGAGCAAAGAAUAUGAGGUUCAGUAUGAGAGUUCCAGAUGUUAGUGGAAGCGCCAUAAAUAAGAAAGUUGAUUCCCAGAAGGAAGAAGUGAAGGAGGUUGAUUCCAAAGAUAUAUUGAUCUCUCAUGAUACAAAGGCCAGUGCUGAUAAUGGCAUGCAAGCCCAGGCGCCUAUACGCAUUUCAAAUAAUAGAAACGACAACAAAGUCCGAGAACUCGAACUUAAAGUUGAGUUGCUUGAAGCAGAACUGCGAGAAGCCGCUGCUUCAGAGAUAGGCCUUUAUUCUGUGGUUGCUGAACACGGUAGCUCAGCAAACAAGGUCCAUACACCAGCAAGAAGGCUCUCUAGGCAUUUUAUUCAUGCAUUUAAAAACUGGCCGAGAGAAAAGAUGGGGAGUGCAGCAAAGAGUGCUUCCUCUGGGCUGGUUUUGGUUGCAAAAGCUUGUGGAUACGAUGUUGCAAGGUUGAGUUUCUGGCUGUCAAACUGUGUGGUGCUGCGAGCAAUUGUUACUGAAAACUCGAAGCAGUCGGGCGUUGGGAAUGGCAUUAAUGCUGCUGAUUAUAAUUCCAAAACAACACCCAGGAAAAAUUCUGCAUCGAUGUGGGAGUCCCUUAAUAGGAAGAAAGGAAAAUUGCUUGCCCCUGAGUUUGAUAACUGGGAAGACAGUGACACGUUUAUAGCUGCACUAAAGAAGAUUGAAUCAUGGAUAUUCUCACGUAUUGUUGAAUGCAUUUGGUGGCAGGCAUUCACACCACAUAUGCAAUCUGCUUAUACAAGUAGUGAAUCAAAGACUGCUUCGAGUGCAAAGAAAUGCUACGGAAGAAUUACUGUUGUUGGCAAUCAGCAACAAGCAACCUUAUCAAUAGACAUAUGGAAGAAGGCUUUUAAACAAGCAUCAGAAAAGAUAUGCCCAGUAAGGGCAGCUGGACAUGAGUGCGGGUGUUUGCCUAUGUUAGCCAAAUUGGUGAUGGAGCAGUGUAUAGCUAGACUGGACAUAGCAAUGUUCAAUGCUAUUUUACGGGAGUCAGAAGAUGAGAUUCCGACAGACCCCAUGUCUGACCCAAUAACUGAUCCUAAGGUUCUUCCCAUCUCAAUUGGGAAAUUUAGCUUUGGUGCAGGGGUCCAACUGAAAAAUGCUAUCGGCAGCUGGUCCAGAUGCCUUACUGACUUGUUUGGUAUGGAUAUGGACGACUAUCCAGAAGUUGAUAAUGGGGAUGGUAAAAGUGGCAUUCCUGAAACUCACAAGCCAUUCUAUCUCUUAAAUGCAUUAAGUGAUCUCCUAAUGAUCCCUAAGGAUGUGCUCGUGGAAACCAAUACCAGGAAAGAGCUUUGUCCUACCUUUAGUUCAUCAAUCGUCAGGAGCAUACUUGAUGGCUUUGUACCGGAUGAAUUUUGCCCUGACCCAGUUCAAGAUUCUUUGCUUCAAGCACUAGAGUUGGAGGACCAUCUGGAGGACAGCGACAAGGGCAUACGAGCAGUCCCUUGCAGCGCCUCGCCCAUCCUGUACGGGUACCCUGCAUCCGGUGCAAUCCUAAGCAUCAUUGGCGAUCCGAGGAAGAGCGGGUCGGCAGUCCUUCGCAAGUCCAACACGAGUGACGAUGAGCUCGAUGAACUGAGCUCGCCACUGACCUUCGUGUCCAAGGCGCCACCGAACCCGCUCACCAAGCUGAAGCAGAUCGGCGGCGUGAACCCGGCGAGGUACAGGCUCCUCCAUGAGGUGUGGAAGCUGGAUGAUCAGUAGUGUGACCUGUUGGUUCUGAUUCCUGACCUGACCACUAUAUUUUAUUCUCACGUAAAUAGUAUCAGCUAGUACUUUUUUCUCCAUAUAUGAUUCCAGCUCAUGUGUAACCUAAUGUCACAAGCACCAGAGGGGGGAGAAGCCACACAGUUUCUUUAAUAAUACUGCUCCCUCCGAUACAUAUUAACUGUGUCAAAUUUUCUUAAAUAUGGAUGUAUCUAUGCCUAAAACAUGUCUAGAUACAUGUAAUAUUUCGACAACUAAUAAGGAUCGGAGGAAGUAAUAAUUUUGGUGCAUUUUUAGAA
Molecule: messenger RNA, 3536 nt
Organism: Brachypodium distachyon (stiff brome)
Lineage: Eukaryota; Viridiplantae; Streptophyta; Magnoliopsida; Poales; Poaceae
Exons: 9
Coding region: 484-3234 (916 amino acids)
Cellular component (GO): nuclear pore
Source: RefSeq, a predicted model, not a curated record